Molecule: messenger RNA, 582 nt
Organism: Vicia faba (fava bean)
Lineage: Eukaryota; Viridiplantae; Streptophyta; Magnoliopsida; Fabales; Fabaceae
Source: the annotation of a GenBank genome assembly
AUGGCAAAAAAGAAAGCAUGCAUUCCCCUUCUAUGUCUUACAUCUAUAGUCUUUUUGCCCUGGUGCAUCUCUUUUACAUUUCAGAAAAGUCUGGAAUCUUGGAUUACUAAUUGGUGGAAUAUGAAAGAAUCCGAAAUUGUCUUGAAUACUAUUCAAGAAAAAAGUAUUUUAAAGAAAUUGCUAGAGUUCGAGGAACUGUUCCUCUUGGAUGAAAUGCUAAAGGAAUACCCGGAAACACGUUUACAAAACCUUCGUAUCGAAAUCUACAAAGAGACCAUCCAAUUGAUCGAGACGAACAACCUAGAUCGUAUCCAUACGAUUUUCCAUUUCUGUACAAAUAUAAUCUGUUUCCUUAUUCUAAGUGGUUAUUCUAUUCGAGGAUUCCAUUCGACUCAGGGUUGGGAACUAAUGAUUGGGUCUGUCUAUAAAGAUUUUGGAUUUACUCCGAAUGAUCAGAUUCUAUCUUGUCUUGUUUCGAUUUUUCCAGUCAUUUUAGAUACUAUUUUUAAAUAUUCUAUUUUCCGUUAUUUAAAUCGUGUAUCUCCGUCGCUUGUAGUCAUUUAUCAUUCAAUGAAGGAAUGA